AUGGCUGGCACGGGAAUGGAAAGGGACCCAGGGGACAUGAAGGUCACAGCACGGUCCCCUCCGGAGAAACCAGGAGUCGCACCCCGCCUCGGGCCGGGGUGCCCGACCGGCCCGGAGACUCGGCUCGCACGCGCCGGCGCGCCCCUUCCACGUCCCCGCCGAACCCACGGGCACGCCGCCCGAGGGGCAGGAGCCCCUGGAGGACCACGCGCCGCCGCCCGGGCGCGUGCUCGGCAGCCCUUCCCGGAGUCCUCACCUGGCCGCCGGGUGUCGCCGCGCGGGAAGAAGCAGAGGCUGCUGCAGACAACGAGGGCGAGCGUCAGACCAAAAGGACCACACGCUGCAAGUCCCAGAGCUCUUCUCCUCGCCCCCUGCUCCGACUUCCUGCCCAGCUCGGAGGCCCCGCCUACGGCCCAGCCCGGGCCCGCCUCCUCCGUGCCGCCUCGCCAUUGGCCCGCCGCGCCGUCACUCAGGCCCUCGCCACGGCGAAAGGGACGGGCCUAUGGCCGCCGAGGCGGCGGGGACGGAGGGACGACGACCCGAGGAGAUGGGGCGGGGCUGGGGGGGCUCCGUCUCCCCCUCGGCUGUGUGGGGGUGCGGGCGAGCCCUGGUCCCGGCCGACCUCCGCUCCUGCCCCACGCGGGGGCUCUCGGGCCAAGCAGGGUCUGCGGCCCGGGGGCGGGGCGGCGCGGCCGGCAUGAGGGCUCGGGGCUCCGUCACGUACUUCGAGUCCCGCACGCACGCAGCGUCGCUCCGGCGCUGCACGUCCGGCCCACGACCUUGGUGACGACCUUCGCGGCCCGCCCUGCCCACCCCUCCCCGUCCCCCGUCCGUCGUCCCUCAGCGUGGUGCCGGAGACCCCGUCGGCCUAGAGACGUUGGCGGCCGCGCGGGCCGACCCCAGUCCCAGGCCCCAGGGCCGCGUGCCGGGGGCCACGUGCGCCCUCCCGCGCCUGCGCGCUGCGCCCCUCGCCGCGCCCCGCCGCGUCCCGGCCGCCCGCCGAGGUGACCCCGUCCUUUUGUCCUUGUGCGUGGAUCAGACAUGAGUGUCAGGGCCAGGUGGCUGCGAGGAAGUUCGCUUUUCUUUAACUACAGUUCUUAAGGUUGUCACUUGAAGGGAGGCCCAGGGCAGCUGGAGCUGCGGGGGUGAAGACAUCCUGGUCUGCAGCCAGCAGAGGACUCCUGCCUGUCGACCAGGCCGCCAGCACUGCUCGAGGCCGGAGUGCAGGACCCUGGAGCGGCCCCAUUACAAAAUGCCAGUCACUGGGAAGGAAGGAGCAGGCAGGUCAUGCGGGCGUGCGCUCCGGAUGGAAAAGCAGGAGCCAAGUUCUUCCUUCAGAAGGGGGAGGCCCUUGUGAUUCACUGAGAGUGGGGUUUCCGUGGAGGCUUCCCAUGGACCGCAGAUAAUGAGAACAUUCUCCCUCUACCUAUCACAGAUAGGUUACUGAGGCCGUAUUACCUACCAGGUUAGCUCAUUUCAUCCUGCCGACAAGUGUGAUCAUCUCCACUUCUCAAAGCACGAAGAGGCUGCCUGACUUGCCCAAGCCUGCAGCUAGUGAAUGCAGGCGCCAGGGGCCCAACCCAGGCAGCCUGACUCCCAGCCCUCGCCCCCAACUGCUCAGCAUCUGCUCCUCCGAGAUGAAGUUCACCUCGUCUGUGGAUUCAAAUGAGGGGCCACAACACUACACUUAGUCCCUUAGUUUGCAUAUCUACCCUGGGACCAUAACCAUACACGGAAUUUCAUUGUAGCAGCUUCAGGAUUUGAGAAACAUCAGGAAGCCUUCAUAUCUGCUUGAAACUGUAUUCUCUCUAGGCCAGGCUUGUGGCUGGAAAGAGAAAGCAGCUUGCAGAGUCAGAGUGUCAGUUACAUUGUAUUGCAAUUCAAGUUCCAAUUACAAAACGUCCCCAACCCCACACUGGUGAUAGAAUUUUGUGGCAUUUCCUAAACAAGGGUACAAAGUUUCCCACAAAAAGUUUUCCGUGAACUUUACAGUUCCCAUGAAGCGAGGUCCUGGACCUCCUGCGUUGGAAUUCCCUGACUGAUCCUGUUUUUCAGUUGUUGGUGUGCAUCCUGACGGUGAGGAGAAGGCUGAGGAGAGCAGGAGUUCAGCACAGCCUGUCAGAGCCUGUUAGCAUAUUCCUGUGGCUACAAGAGAAACGCAGACUGGGCAGGUUUAUAACUGGCUGCGUGGGGCUCCUAUGGGGCUGAUGUCAACCUGAAGGCUGGCUUCUAGAUGGGGUUAGUGAGGACAUGCUGCUGAAAGCGCUCAGAUCGUCAGAGCUGGGCAGGACAGCUGCGCCCUUGAGUGGCUGACAGGAUUUGCACCAGACAGGCCAGGCAAGGUGCCAAGCUGAUAAACUGCCACCUUUUGAGGGGCUUCUGCCACACCCACAGCUGGUGUGGAAGGAUUUCUCAGGCCUUUACCACCUAACACAACUGGCUGGACCCAGGAUCGGUACCAAAGAUGCCACUGAGGUGGCCUGGCCCGAGAACUCUGCCCAGUAGGAGCAUGUCACAAAGAGCUGUGGGUGACUGGCCCACCAAGGUUGGAUUCAGGAUCUGGAAGCAGAAGCCGUGAGGCUGAAAAGCGAGGGAACAGACUCGGCGAGGCGGGGCAGCACGGUGUCCUUGGCUGGGUGCUGUGGGGGAAGUAGGUGUGGCUCCACAGAGGGGCCGCUGGGCACUGAGCUCCGGAUCCCGAGCUGUGGUGACGUUUCCUUCUCAGGAGGCUGUGACGUCCAGCUGCCCCGAUUCCUGCCUCCCUGCUCUCCUGGGGUCCCUCCAGGAAGCCCCCAUAGCUGAGGAACCCAUGCGAGUCUUAUGCUUUGCAAUCUAAGAGAGCCCAUCUUGACCAGUUGGAAUGAAGGCCCAAAUCUGACUCCCUGAAAAGAGAAAGAGAGUCCACAAACGGGAAAAGAGUGAUUCAAAUGGGUCACUGCAGUGUUUAUUGAGCCCCUGCUGUGCACCAGGCACUGGGUGUAGCAAGGCAAAAACUAAACAAAACAGAGCCUUAACCUCAAGGAACUUACCUUCUAAUGGGGGGGAGGAGGAAGGCAGACAGUAUUAAAAUAGAUGUGACUUUACACAUGGCCAGCGUCAGAGGGGACGUUUGAGCAGAGACCUGCUGAAAUGAGUCGCUGGGAAGAGCGUUCCAGAGGGAGGCUAGUAUGUCUGAGGAGUUGAGAGAGACCGGUGGGCCAGAGCUGGGGGCUGGGGGAGCGUGCAGGACCCGAUGCCGUGGCCGGGGGGGUCGGGAUGGUGAGGGCAAUGCAGAGGCCUGUGCACUUCACCCUGAGUGAGAGGAGGGCCUGGGGGUUCUCAGCAGAGGAAUGCGCGCUCUGCCUUCCGUUUUUGAAGGCUCACUCCGGCUGCUGUUGAAGCGAGACUGAAGAGCAUGUGUCAGUUAUCUGGUGCUCCCUGACAAGCCCUCCCCAAAACUUAGUGGGUUAAAACAGCAGCCAUCUUCUUUGCUCCUGAUCCUGUGCGUGGACUGGGGCUCAGCCACAGUUCCUCUGUUGGCCUCACUCGGAGUCCCUCGUGUGAAGCUUUCAGGCGGGAGCCUGGUGGAACCAGCACAUCCAGGAUGGCCUCUGCCUUGGUUUUGUGGGACUGCCAUAACAAAUUACCACAAAUCCGGGGGCUGAAAACAACAGAAACUUAUUCCCUCUCAGUUCUGGAGGCCGAAAGUCUGAAAUCCAGGCGUUGGCAGAGCUGCUUCCUUCUGGAGGCUCCGAGGGAAACUGCGGUCCUUGCCUCUCUCCGGCUUUGGGGGUGGCCACCAAUCCUUGGUGUGCCUUGCCUGACACCUGCGUCACUCCUAUCUGACUCAGUGGUCACAUGUGUUCUCCCUGUGUGUCUCUGUGUCUCUGUGUCCACAUUUCUCAUUUUUUAUGAGUGACAGUCACACUGGAUUUAAGGUCCACCCUAAUCCAGUGUGACCUCCUCUUACUUUGAUUACAUGUGCAAAGACCCUAUGUCCAAAUAAGGUCACAAUCACAGGUUCUGAGUGGACAUGAAGUUUUAGGGGACACUAUUCAACACAGGACAGCCUCUCAUUUUGCAGGAUAUCUCCCACAGCCUCUCAUCGUUCAGUAGGCUAGCCCCGGAGUUGACAAACUAUGGCCCACGGGCCAAAUCUGUUUCUGUAAAUAAAGGUGUAUUGGAACACA
Messenger RNA from Equus caballus (horse), 4169 nucleotides. NCBI's taxonomy places the organism in Eukaryota, Metazoa, Chordata, Mammalia, Perissodactyla, Equidae. The record is from RefSeq and is a predicted model, not a curated record.